AUGAAAACGUCAGCAAUCGAGAGAGAAACCAGUGAUUCCACAGCGCUUGCUUAUGACACAACGCUGUCGGCCGGACCAGAGUCGCAAGCUGCACUUCUGAGGAGAAAAUCGAGCCGGCUCGCUACAGCUCCACCAGAAACUCCACCAUCAACUCCAUCCACUAGCAGAAAGCUGCCUAUGACUGGUGCACAGUCGUCAUCUUCGGCGAACGAUAUCACCACAGGCGACGAAGUGGUUGUCGUUGAAAGCGGAUACUCCCUUCGUCGUCGCAAAUCGGUGACCCCUCCAAUUUUUGUAGUUGCUGUUGAAGUUACCACGUCAUUUGUCCCCACAAAACGUGAUGAUGAACGUUCUGCUGAUCCUAUCAUUCUACCGACUUGUAAUUUUGAAAAAGUUAUUUCAGAAACCAUGUUUUCGUCUGAUAGCGCUGAGAUUUUGAAUGCACUCGCUUUGGAUAUCAUCAUCAAUGAAGCUUCUGCUCUUUCAACAGUUAAUAUGGCUACAUUUGCGCAGUUUGUCUUCAAUUUAUUCGAACCAACCACACCUAUUUUCGGCGAACUUGUCGAUAUUGAACCAUCAAAUCUACCGGCAAACUUUACAACCAUUUUUGAACUGGCAUCACCUCAUCAAUUCCGCCACCGUCUCGACUACAGUUCGUUCAAUGCCAUGCUUAUGAAUCGUCUCCCGGAGAACGGUCUACAUGCUCUCACCCUUGACUCUCGUAGAGUGAGCAUGCUGAAGAUUACAAAGUUCGUGGAUACUGUAAAAGAAGCUGUAUCGGAGAUUUGUGAAGAAUUGAGGACGCGCAGAACUUUGUCAAAGGGUGAAAUCCAGACAGAAAAGGAUUUAUCGUCAGAAGUGCAACAUCUUAUUACAUCUCGCUACGUGGAGACUAUGAUGAAAUUGGCUGAUGCUUGCCAUAAAGCGAAAAAUGUGCCUGCUCAAGUGAUUGCCGAUCGCUUUAUGCAAUCCUGUCUCGUGCACAAGCAACGCCUAUCUAACUGCGAAGCGUCGGCAUUUGCGUUCUUCAUAAUGGCAACAAGAAAAGAAUCGUCAUGA
This is a messenger RNA of Cooperia oncophora, 1059 nucleotides long. The record is from the annotation of a GenBank genome assembly. Lineage: Eukaryota; Metazoa; Nematoda; Chromadorea; Rhabditida; Trichostrongylidae.